UUUAGGAUUCCGAUUCAGAGAGAACAACGGAAACAAAAAAAAUCGGAAACGAUGCAGAAGAAGCUGAUUGCGAUGGUGACGGCGAAGAGAUUGCACCAUCGGAAUCUUCCCAUUCCCACAACAUCUCUCCAUUCUUUCACCCAUUGCUGCUGCAUCUCGUCACGAGCUCUCUCCAGCGUUAUCGAUCUCCGAGAGAGACUGAGCCGAAACCGUCUCCGCGACCUCGACAACCUCGACGACGCGAUCGCUCUGUUCAACGACAUGGUCGACGACCAAUCUCGCCCCUUCCCUCCAAUCAUCGACUUCAACAGACUCCUGAACGCCGUCGCCAGGCUGAAGCGCCACGACGCCGCCGCCGUCGUCGUCUCUCUGGGGAGAAAGAUGGAAGCUUUAGGGAUUCGAAACGAUCUCUACACCUUCAACACCUUGAUUAACUGUCUCUGUCGCUGUUUCCACCUCUCUCUCGCUUUGUCUCUCGUCGGAAAGAUGCUGAAGCUCGGGUAUGACCCGGAUAGAGUCACGCUCGGGUCUCUCGUCAACGGGUUCUGUCGAGGGAACAGGGUUGAUGAAGCUGUGUCGUUCGUUUGUAAGAUGGUGGAGUUAGGGUAUAGAGUUGACAUUGUUGCUUACAACACGAUUAUUGAUAGUAUGUGUAAGAGUAGACGAGCUGAUGAAGCUCUUAGUUUCUUCAAGGGAGUUGUUGAGAGGAGGAGAGGUGUUGUUAGACCUAAUAUUGUUACCUACACUUGUCUUGUGAAGGGUCUUUGUAACUCGGGUAGGUGGAGCGACGCGGCGAGGCUGUUGAGCGAGAUGAUGGAGAGGAAGGUGAGUCCUAACGUGGUUACGUACAGUGCGUUGGUGGAUGCGUUUGUGAAGAAAGGGAAGGUUUUGGAGGCUAAGGAGCUGUACGAGGAGAUGGUGAGGAUGCGUGUGGAUCCUGAUGUUGUUACUUACAGUUCGUUGAUCAAUGGGUUUUGUAUGGUAGAUAGGAUAGAUGAGGCGAGUGAGAUGUUUGAUUUGAUGGUCGGGAAAGGUUGUUUCCCGGAUGUGGUGAGUUACAACACUCUUAUCAAUGGGUUUUGUAAGUCGAGGAGAGUGGAGGAUGGGGUGAGACUGUUCCGGGAGAUGUCUGGAAGAGGAUUAGUUAGCAAUACGGUCACUUACAACACUCUUAUCCAAGGGUUUUUUCAAGCGGGGGAUGUUGAUACGGCUCGGGAGUUUUUUAGUCAGAUUGACUCUUUUGGUCUCUCUCCCGAUAUUUGGACGUAUAACAUUUUGUUGGGUGGUCUUUGUGACAACGGGGAGCUAGAGAAAGCGUUGGUGGUAUUUGAAGAUAUGCAAAAGAGAGAGAUGGAUCUUGAUAUUGUCACAUAUACUAUAAUUAUCCGAGGGAUGUGCGAGGCUGGUAAGGUUGAAGACGCUUGGGGUUUGUUCUGUAGCCUCAGCCGGAAAGGAGUGAAGCCUGAUGUUGUAGCGUACACAACAAUGAUGUCAGGCUUGUGUAGGAAAGGCCUACACUGUGAAAUAGAUGCAUUGUAUUUGAAGAUGAAAGGAGACGGGCUUAUGCUGAAUGAUGGCACGCUGUGUCUUAGAGAUGGUGACAUAACUGUAUCGGCCGAUCUUAUCAAAGAAAUGUUGAGCCGUGGCUAUGCACCACCAUCUGUGGGAUGCAAAAAAAGUGUUUCUCUCUUGUAAUUAUUACCGUGGAUUUUGCAUUUCCACUAUGAUGUUAUGCAGGGGUCCUGUCCUCCUGUCUUGCAAAUUCAUGUGUUUCAGUGGUGAUGAGAUCAUUGUCACUUGGUAUGUCUGAGACAUUUGCUUCAUCAGAAUGGGGAAUGGAUAUAUGCUUUUUUUCACGUAUCCCUCACUCCAAAUUAGAGAUUAUGCAUAACAAAGGGAUCCGCCAAAGGGGUUUGUUUGCGCUCUGCCAUCAUCAUCUUCACAAGCAGCGCUAUCUAUGUUGUGAUGAGCUUUCUUCAGCAACCUCCUUCUGAUCUCGACGCUUGAGGUACUCAGGAACAGAGGGAUGCAUGAAAAAGAACGUAUUUGACUGAUCGGCAUGAAGAAAAGUGAGCAUCACUAAGUGUACAGAUACACAACAAAUUUAAAGAACAUAAUUUCCUUCAUGAAAAUUCUAUGAGCACAAAAGGCAAAUUAUGGUCAGUGUAUACUAUCAUGCAAACAGUGAUUUUUUCUCUCUUCCAGAUGUAAGAUUCUCACUUGUAAGAGAAAUCUUAUCUUUUUGUUAAUUGACACUCAUUUUUACUCGUUGAAGUUCUGCAAAUUUUGUUUAAAAAUAAUAAUGCUAAUUGUGGUAUUCUCUGUUA
Raphanus sativus (radish) is the source of this 2327-nucleotide messenger RNA. RefSeq names its product pentatricopeptide repeat-containing protein At1g62680, mitochondrial. Bases 52 to 1695 code for a protein of 547 amino acids. Gene Ontology annotation, molecular function: protein binding. NCBI's taxonomy places the organism in Eukaryota, Viridiplantae, Streptophyta, Magnoliopsida, Brassicales, Brassicaceae. The record is from RefSeq and is a predicted model, not a curated record. The transcript is spliced from 2 exons.